Molecule: messenger RNA, 1205 nt
Organism: Paramuricea clavata
Lineage: Eukaryota; Metazoa; Cnidaria; Anthozoa; Malacalcyonacea; Plexauridae
Source: the annotation of a GenBank genome assembly
AUGGGCAGUUCUACCAUCUGGUCAAAGCUGGACAUGUUCAAGAGUUUCCACCAAAUUGCAUUGCAUCCAAACUCCAGAAAGUACGCUACUUUUUCCACACCAAGGGGUCUCCGCAGAUGUACCACUCUGGUAAUGGGAUUCACCAACGCUUCAGAAAUCCUCCAACGAGUAAUGAGCAUGGUAUUGUCAGGUAUGCCCGGUGUAAGAUGGAUUCACGAUGACAUAACCAUCUACGGUCGCACGGUACGAGAGCACAACGAGCGUCUUGCGCAUGCCUUCACCGACUGCAGCAAUAUAACAUCACCCUCAACAAGUCAAAGUGCAUUUUUGGGGUCGACAAAGUCACUUUCAUGGCCAUGCAGCUAUCCUCCAAGAGCAUCCAACCUUCUCAACAGAAAGUUGACGCAGUUAAAUACUUUAAACCCCCCAGCAACGUAUCCGAAGUGAAGAGCUUUCUCGGUCUCAUCAACUUUCUCGCUCGAUUCACGCCCAACCCUGCCACGGAAGCGGAACCCCUCCGACGCCUCACACGCUCAGGUAAUAAGUGGAUCUGGGGACCAGAUCAGCAGAAAUCCUUCCAAGGCCUGGAGAACAGCAUCUCGCGGGCCUCAUGCCUUGUCUUCUUCGACAAAGAUCGUAAAACGGAGCUUCGAGUAGACGCCUCGCCUGUGGGACUGGGAGCCAUUCUGUGUCAAAUCCAGGGAAAUGGAACUUCGCGACCAGUUGCCUACGCUAGCCGGUCGCUAAGCGAUGUCGAGCGACGCUACAGCCAGAUCGAAAGGGAAGCACUCGCCGUCAAAUUCAGUUGUUUGAAGUUCGACCACUACCUCAGCGGCGACCCAGAUUUCACCAUCAUAACAGACCAUAAGCCACUGCUUGGUCUCUACAAGCCCGGGUCCCGAUCUCCUCCACGCAUCGAGCGUUGGGCACUGCGCAUUCAACAUCUCAAUUUUCGACUUCGUUACGAACCGGGUCCAAAGAACGCAGCCGAUGUAUUUUCACAACAGCCGACUCCACCCCGAGCUCACGUCAAUCCCAGCGAACACGCGGAUACCAGAAUGAUUAAUGCCAUCACCACAGCGUCACUUCCACGAGCCUGCACCAUCACAAGUAAAAGAAGCCACAACGAAAGACGCGAAGCUUCAAACAGUCCUCAAGUCUCUCCAGUCAGGCACCUGGAACAAAGACCUUGGUCUCUUGUUUAG